AUGAGAGAAGACAAUACAGCCAGACUCACCCUCAGCGACGCGGAGCUCAGCAACACGAUCUACCAACCGCUCCACCCGGACGUCCGACCCCAUCUCGACCCGGAAUAUGUCGCCUUUCACGACCGGUACCUGCAAUACGUCGAGCCUGACGACGUGCGACCGUGGGAUUCGGUCGGCACUCGCCAGCGCGUGCCCUUCCCACCGGGCACGUCAGCUCCCGUGCCAGUGAGAGCAGUCAAGGACAUCGAGCUGGCGAACUGUACGGUGCGUGCGUUCUGGCCGUCAGAGUCAGACGAGGGACGAAGACGAAGACCGGUCGCCGGAUGGCCGGUGCUGGUGUGGUAUCACGGCGGCGGCUGGGCUAUUGGAGGCAUCCAGAGUGAGAAUGAUUUUUGCACGAGGAUGUGUAGCGAUGCGAAUUGUGUCGUCGUCACCGUCGGAUACCGUCUCGCCCCGGAACAUCCGUAUCCCGCCGCAGUGGAUGAUGCGCUGGAGGCACUGGUGUGGGUGAACAGCGAGCAGGGCCGGCGGGAACUGGAUAUCGACAAUACUCGCAUCGCGAUAGGAGGCACGUCGGCCGGCGGCAACCUCUCCCUAGCGACGAGUCUCAAAGCAUCUCUUCUCCAACCGCCCAUCCGGCCCAUCUUCCAGCUCCUCGUCGUCCCCGUCAUCGACAACACCGCCACCACCGCCACCAUCUGGGCCUCGCGCCCGCAUGCGCCGUGGCUGACCCCGGCCCGCAUGACCUGGUACCGCUCCAUGUACCUGACCAACUCCUCGGACGCGACGAACUGGGACGCGUCGCCGAACCUCGCGCCGCCCGAACUGCUGCGCAACUUGCCGCCGACGUGGAUGGGAGUCGCGGAGCAGGACGUGUUGGCGCCCGAGGCGUUGCGGUUUGCAGACCAGGUGAGGGCGGUGCGUGGCAGUGGCAGUAACAGUGGUAGUGGCCUCGAUGUUGAGGUUGAGCUUUACCCCGGCAUGACGCAUACUAUCUUGGCCAUGAAUGGCAUCCUAUCCAAAGGAAAGAAAUUGGUCAACGAUGCGGGACAAGUGUUGCAAAAGGCAUUCACGCGCGAUACGGCAAUGACAUCCGAACCGUCCUCCGCGACUCAAACACCUAGCUAA
Messenger RNA from Capronia epimyces CBS 606.96, 1128 nucleotides. RefSeq lists its product as uncharacterized. The record is from RefSeq and is a predicted model, not a curated record. Bases 1 to 1128 code for a protein of 375 amino acids. The transcript is spliced from 4 exons. Gene Ontology annotation, molecular function: hydrolase activity. Lineage: Eukaryota; Fungi; Ascomycota; Eurotiomycetes; Chaetothyriales; Herpotrichiellaceae.